AUACUCUUCUCGGGCUCUCGGAUUCUGCAGUUCUGCUUCUCCACUCCACAGACGACGGUUCUCCACUUCUCCGUCGUCUCUCACCGCCUCUGUGCCUCACGCCCUCCUCCCUGGUCGACUCUCCGGUCAGGCAGUCGCUCCCUCACGCCCUCGCUCCUCAGUCCUCACAUCCUCAAACGGUCAGACCUCACUUCAUCGACUCAGCAGUCUCAGCGGCGACCCUUAGGGACUCGGGCACUCAGCGCCUCUGCUUCACUGAGUCACUGGAACUCCAAGGAGAUUAGAAGUUUACUCCUUGCCAUAAGGAAAAAAGACUGUAUUUCACGGAUUUGGCCAAUUUUUAGAUAUGGACAUUGAUACUAAAGCACCAGAGGAAAACAAGGUUACCAUGCAAGCUGAAAGCAAGGGUAAAGAGAAGGUUGACAUAGCCAAUUCAAUGGAAAAGCUUAAAAUUGAUGGCUCAUCAUCUACUUUCAAGAAAAAGCCUGUUAUCAUCAUUGUGGUUGGAAUGGCAGGUAGUGGGAAGACUACAUUUCUUCAUCGGCUGGUAUGUCACACGAUGGCUUCUAAUAUUCGAGGUUAUGUUAUGAACCUCGAUCCUGCUGUGUUGACCCUUCCAUUUGGAGCAAAUAUUGACAUAAGAGACACUGUUCGCUACAAGGAAGUCAUGAAGCAAUUCAAUCUAGGGCCUAAUGGAGGAAUCCUUACUUCACUAAACUUGUUUGCAACAAAGUUUGAUGAGGUCAUUUCAGCUAUAGAAAAACGAGCUGACCAGUUGGACUAUGUUCUAGUUGACACUCCUGGUCAGAUCGAGAUAUUCACUUGGUCUGCUUCUGGUGCAAUUAUCACAGAAGCUUUUGCAUCUACCUUUCCUACUGUGGUAACUUAUGUAGUUGACACACCCCGAUCUGCAAGUCCUGCUACUUUUAUGAGCAACAUGCUUUACGCAUGCAGUAUUCUCUACAAGACACGACUGCCUCUGGUAUUGGCAUUCAACAAGACAGACGUUGCACAGCAUCAAUUUGCUUUGGAGUGGAUGGAGGAUUUUGAAGCAUUUCAUGCAGCGCUUGACUCGGACAACUCUUACACCUCAACUCUGACACGAAGCCUAUCCCUUUCGCUGGAGGAGUUCUAUAAGAAUCUGAGGUCUGUAGGAGUUUCUGCUGUUUCAGGCGCGGGGAUGGAUGCGUUCUUUAAGGCCAUUGAUGCAAGUGCAGAAGAGUACAUGGAAACUUACAAGACUGAACUUGACAAGAGAAUGGCGGAGAAGCAACGGUUGGAGGAAGAUCGCAGGAGGGAGAACAUGGAGAAGCUCAGGAAAGACAUGGAGAAGUCUCGGGGAGAAACCAUGGUAUUGAACACCGGCUUAAAGGAUAACACCAUGAUGGAAGAAGAUGAAGAGGACGACGAUCUUGAGGAAAAUUUUGAGAGAUUCGGCGAGGAUGAUGAUGAUGAUGGUGGCAUAAGUGAUGAGGAUGAAGAAAUUGCAAGUUUUUCUUUCUGAUAUGGCAAUUUAAAAGAAAAGUUUGUAUAUUACUGAUGGAUGAAAAUGAACUGGACCAACUGAAAAGAGACGUAAAUGUCAGUUUUGCCCUUAUGCAGUGACAAUUUGGUCCUCACUCAAUUAAGUAUGAUCUCAUUUUAACGCGAGAUGUACUAAAUGUUCAUAUGGUACAAAUCAAAUAUUGAUAUGGUAUAAAG
Ipomoea triloba (trilobed morning glory) is the source of this 1701-nucleotide messenger RNA. RefSeq names its product GPN-loop GTPase QQT2. NCBI's taxonomy places the organism in Eukaryota, Viridiplantae, Streptophyta, Magnoliopsida, Solanales, Convolvulaceae. The record is from RefSeq and is a predicted model, not a curated record. Gene Ontology annotation, molecular function: GTPase activity. The coding region runs from base 347 to 1504 and encodes 385 amino acids. The transcript is spliced from 7 exons.